Molecule: messenger RNA, 358 nt
Organism: Funneliformis geosporum
Lineage: Eukaryota; Fungi; Glomeromycota; Glomeromycetes; Glomerales; Glomeraceae
Source: the annotation of a GenBank genome assembly
GUCGUUUGUUCCCGCGGAGAGGAAGGCAAGGGUAAAUUAACUAAACCUACGGGGCGCUUGGGGGAAGUAAUGAAAGAAUCCGUGGAAGUGGCCUUUAAAUACGUUAAAGUUAAUUGUGAAAAAUUUGGUAUUGACUCAAAGGCUUUGAAAAGCAGUGAUAUUGAUAUCCAUGUUCCAGAAGGGGCUACCCCUAAAGAUGGUCCCAGUGCGGGAAUUGCCCUAACUACGGCGAUUAUUUCCGCUUUAGUUAAACAAGCAAUUCCGAUGGAUAUUGGCAUGACCGGGGAAAUUGACUUGCUAGGCAAUGUACUCCCCAUUGGGGGUUUACGGGAAAAGGCUAUUGCGGCUCACCGCUCAG